ACACAACGUAAUUAGAAUUUUGAUGACAUCUCCUUGGUUCAUUCGAAUUCGUCAGGCACAAAUACUAAAGUUUGAUUUUUGUAUCCGAUUGAAUGAAUGAAUUAUUCGAGAUUAUUAUUUACAAAAUCGCCCCAAGACUCAAAAGAGAUUUUAGCAUCCCCUCUUGCGAUUACUACUCGACAUACUCCAUACACUCCUGCUUUAUUGAUGAUUUAAAACCCUAACCCCAAAUACCAACAACGCAGGCAUCUUCAAGUCCAUUUUUCCUACACCAAAUUCAGGCUAAUCAUCCCAACAUAUCUAUCUCAAUGCAGAAAACUCGGCCUUUGUUGAUUCUAUAUGCCACUGAAACGGGCAACGCGUUAGAUGCUGCGGAACGAUUAGGCCGUGAAGCUGAAAGAAGAGGUUGCCCCGUUCGUGUACUUUCCUUGGACGAAUUUGAUCCGAGCUCUUUACCUUACGAGAAAUUUGUAAUUUUUGUCGUCUCCACAACUGGACAAGGCGACACUCCAAACCCCAUGAAGGCAUUUUGGACAUUUCUUUUGCAAAGAAGUUUAGGUCAACAAUGGCUAGAAAACACACAUUAUGCGGUCUUUGGAUUGGGCGAUUCAGGUUACCAGAAAUACAAUUUUGUGGCAAAAAAGCUUGAAAAAAGACUCGCAGAUCUCGGUGGAACCGCUGUUAUUGAAAAAGGUUUAGGAGACGAUCAACAUCCUUCAGGGUAUGAAGGAGCCUUAGACCCAUGGAUGUCAUCUUUAUGGACAAUGUUAUAUAACAAAAAUCCACUUUUGUUCCCCAAAGGUGUCGAUAUUUCGGUUUCUGAUAUAAAGACGCUUCAUCCACCCAAAGUAGAUAUCACAUAUUUUGACUCUCGUGAAGUUUAUUCACGAUCUUCCACAGAAAUUGAUUUGAAGUCAUUUGAGAAGGAAAUAGUGACAUCUCGGUCAAUGCUGUCUGGAAAAAGCUCCAGUGACAAGAGUAAACCCGACUGCUUUUUGAAAAUGGUGAAAAGUCAUCCAAUAAGUAGACCAGAUUGCGGGAAAGAUGUACGCCAUUUUGAAUUUGAGGCGCUUUCAUCCACAAUCAAUUAUGAAGUUGGUGAUGUUGUCGAGAUUCUCCCAGGACAAAGCCCUGAAGCUAUAGACGCCUUUAUAAAGCGUUGUAAUUUGAAUCCGGAAUCAUAUGUCAUUGUUAAGCAUAGAAACAAAGAUGAUUUUCUUGAGGAUGGUGUAACAAACGUCCCCAUAAAUUUAAAAAGAUUUAUUGAGUUGACUAUGGAUAUCGCAUCAGCUUCGCCUAGACGUUACUUCUUUGAGGUGAUGAGUUUUUUCGCCAGUGCUCAACAUGAGAAGGAGAGACUUGAAUAUUUUGCUUCACCCGAAGGACGAGAUGAUCUUUAUCAAUACAACCAGAAAGAACGAAGGACCGUUUUGGAGGUACUUGAGGAUUUCCCCUCCAUUAAUAUGCCAUUCGAGUGGCUAGUACAGCUGAUUCCUCCCUUGAAAACACGCGCCUUUUCGAUCUCUUCUUCUAUUUUGGUUCACCCGAAUCAAGUACACCUCACUGUGAGCAUAGUUUCGUGGACCACUCCUUUCAAGAGAAAACGCAGCGGUUUAUGUUCCAGUUGGCUAGCUUCACUCGAUCCUAACCAAAGAGUCUGCAUACCGGCAUGGUUCCACAAAGGCGCUCUUCCUGCACCCGAGCCAUCACUCCCACUCAUCCUCAUUGGGCCCGGAACGGGUUGUGCACCUUUCCGUGGGUUUGUGGAGGAACGGGCCUUAAUGGAGAGUAAAGCCGUACCAACUUCUCCGAUUCUUUUCUUUUUCGGGUGUCGAAACGAGCAAAAUGAUUUUUUGUACAAAGAUUUUUGGGCUCUUCAUUCGCAAAAAGGUAAGGCGCUUUCUGAAGAAAAAGGUGGCGGGUUUUAUGUUGCUUUUUCAAGAGACCAGCCACAGAAAGUUUACGUUCAAGACAAGAUGCGUGAACAGAGCGCGAAAGUAUGGGAUUUGUUGAGUAGAGGGGCUGCGGUUUAUGUUGCGGGUUCUUCGAAUAACAUGCCGUCGGAUGUGUUGGCGGCGUUUGAAGACAUUGUAGCGGAAGAAGGCGGUGUGUCCAGAGAAGCUGCUGUAAGAUGGCUGAGGAUGUUGGAGAAAGGUGGCAAGUAUCAUGUUGAAGCCUGGGCUUGAAUUUGGAGAUGUUACAAAUUUUAUUAUUUUUUUUUAGUUUAUUUAUUUUUGUCUUUAUAUGCACCAGAUGGGGACAUGGGGUUAGCUAGAUAGAAAGAAGUUGUAUAAGAUAAGAGCAGAAGAAACUGCACAAAAUGGAUUUUAACAAUUUUUUAAAAGCGAGUCAAACUUGUUUUUCUUUUUCUAA
Messenger RNA from Helianthus annuus (common sunflower), 2373 nucleotides. Its product is annotated as NADPH-dependent diflavin oxidoreductase 1. Gene Ontology annotation, cellular component: cytosol. The record is from RefSeq and is a predicted model, not a curated record. NCBI's taxonomy places the organism in Eukaryota, Viridiplantae, Streptophyta, Magnoliopsida, Asterales, Asteraceae. Gene Ontology annotation, molecular function: FMN binding; NADPH-hemoprotein reductase activity; flavin adenine dinucleotide binding. Bases 309 to 2186 code for a protein of 625 amino acids. The transcript has 13 exons.